Micropterus salmoides (largemouth bass) is the source of this 1992-nucleotide messenger RNA. RefSeq names its product receptor-type tyrosine-protein phosphatase C-like. Bases 177 to 1796 code for a protein of 539 amino acids. The transcript has 12 exons. Gene Ontology annotation, molecular function: protein binding. NCBI's taxonomy places the organism in Eukaryota, Metazoa, Chordata, Actinopteri, Centrarchiformes, Centrarchidae. The record is from RefSeq and is a predicted model, not a curated record.
GAUUCACUUCACUUGAAACCAGAGGUGGGGUUUGUGAGGGUUAAAGAAUGAGAAACUUGUCAGAAAGCUGUGUGGAAAGGCAUUUAACUUGAAUAUCAGACUCUUUUUUCUUAGUGUUUAAAAGAAAUAAUCUGCCAAUUCGAUUACCCUGUAUGUAGCUGUACACACUCCUGGAUAUGGCAGGUUUCUGUGGUCUCAAGAUCCUGCUGCUCUGUGCUGGAAUCAUCAGUUUGGCCAACUGUUCUUACACUGUCACUAGCAUCAAAGGUGGCUUCCAGAUGAACAUUACAAGCUCUACCAAUGGUAUCUACACCAUAAACAUUAAUGAGAAGGACUCACCUGAGAUUGUAAAGAAAUCCAACGUUCAGCACUCCAAUCAAAACACACCACAUAAUAUCAAACACCUGAAGCCCUGCACUGAAUAUACGCUUAAUGUGGCAUUUAUUGAACUGAAUGCGAGCAAAGAAACCCCCUGUAACGAUGCUGGAAAUGAAAUCACUUUUGAAAAGACAAUUGGAAUGCGUAAAGAUGACAUUGAAGAAGUCAACUGCACCCCUGGAUACGUUUGUUACCGUAGUGAUUGGAACAUCAGCUCUUCACUGUCAACAUCAAAUCACACUCAAGCUGAGCCAUGCAAAAGUGACAAUAAAAUAUUGUGUAUCAUACCUCGUUAUGAUGACAUCUGCUCAGAUUUGACCACAAACUUCACUUCAGGAAACUGUUCAAACUCCUUUAGCCUCACCAAAAGCAUCCCUGUUGAUUUCUUAAAUUCAAGUAAAAUAAGUCAGACUGUUCCCACUGGACUUCCUGCAAACAUAGAAACAACAUUUUCUCCAAACUGUAAUGAUCUCACCGCCGAUUACACCUGUUGGGAAAGUGGAAAACUCAAUGAGCCCAAGAAAUUGCCUGAGUUGGAGCCCUUCACAAACUACAGCUGUAAUAGUCAGAUCCUUGAUGUCAACAAUGUCACCAUAAAAAACACAACUGAGAUCAGCUUCCAGGUUGACUGUGAUCUUACAAUUAACGCAAUGCCGAGUGCAACCAAUACCUCCAUUGUGUUGAGUUGGACCACGACCAGUAACAACUGUCAAGAUGUCCUUUCUCAUCUUCAGAAGCUUUCUUAUGGCUGCAGCUGUGACUGUAAUUCCAAACAGAAACCCACAAUUGCCGUUAUCACACAUCCACAAGGAGGAACAUGUCAUUUUACUGGACUGACAGCGUACACUGACUAUACCUGUAAAGUCCAGCCCACCUACAACAAGAAAAACGUUGGCAAACCAGCUGAAGUGAAACAGAAAACUGCGAUUGGAAAACCAGAAGAUAUCGUUAAACUGAUGGUGACUAUUCCAGAGCAUAAUGUAAUUAGCGUCACCUGUUUUCAUUCAAAACGUUUUAAUGGACCUGAAGAGAAAUACAUUGCACGUCUUUAUUAUGGCAUUGCCGCUCUGAAGAAGACUGAAAAAAAAAAAUGCGAGUUUGAAUUCAGAGAUCUUCGCUCUUCUACGACCUACAGAGUGGAGGUGACUGCUUUCAAUGGACAUUAUGAGAGCAACGCCAAGAAAGAAAAAUUUGACACUCUCUAUAAUGGCAAAGCUCUCUUUGGGUUUCUGGUCGUCUUUAUCAUCAUCAACAACACAUGUGUGGUCCUGGCUGUGGGGAUCUUCGUUCAGAAGUGCAGGAGUGACGUGAAUGAAGAUGUGAUAUUUAAAUCAAUAGCAAUCUAUGUUAACACACCUCAAUCUGAUGAAGAAAGGCCUGAUGCAGCAGCCAACCAAAUCAUCAUUUACUCCUGUUAAUUUGUUCAGUAUACAGUAGACAUUUUAAACUGUCUACCCAGGCUCCAAGUCUAUUUAGACUCAUAAUGUCUUGUUUGACAGAAAGUUUUGUUUUUCCAGUCUUAGUUGGAUAAUGCGUUCUUAUUUUCUGUUUUUUAAUGUGCACAUUGUAACAAGCAGAACUUUUCUUUUGUCAUUAAAUUUAAUGCGCCUACUA